AUGGUUACUGACUUGGUUUCCGCCGAUGUGUUGUCCAAAACAUAUAUUGCCAACGGUCACCGAACCCGAAAGCAGGCGUUGCAAGCAAUCUUCAUCCUGAUCGGAUGGAUCACAAUGGCUUACGAAACCAUGUUCCCAGCGGUGGACAGCGCUAUGUUUCAAGUCCGCUGCCUCCCGAACAAGUCACCAUCGUCCCAGGCACUGUCACAGGCUGAUCGAUUCUUUGUGGAAUUGCUCCAAGGCUUUGGUAGUAGACUUCCAGGCAAGUUUGAAUGCACCCAAAUGGCGGGUUCGUCCUCCAUCGAUUUACAGGUAUCAAACCUCAAUGCCGUGACAAUCAAGGAGAUAGGGGAUAUAGAAUUCUCCUGGACCAUGUCAAUAAGUUUUCAUCUAGACUUUGACUCCGAUUCGCAAACACUGAGCUUAUUCUGUCUCCCAUCUUUCAUCGCACUCCAGGGCUCAGAAGGGCAAGGAAGCACCGGCUUCACUGGGAGUACAUUCACCAGGCUGUUGGAUGGCUAUUACGAAGAAUACAACAUGCCACCCAACUUUUCUCCCGUCCGCACUCCUAGCAGAAGUAAAUCUAUCGUAUCGCUUGAUAUUUGCCGAUGA
Messenger RNA from Cadophora gregata, 612 nucleotides. RefSeq lists its product as uncharacterized. The record is from RefSeq and is a predicted model, not a curated record. The transcript has 2 exons. NCBI's taxonomy places the organism in Eukaryota, Fungi, Ascomycota, Leotiomycetes, Helotiales, Ploettnerulaceae. The coding region runs from base 1 to 612 and encodes 203 amino acids.